AUGGCUACAAAACAAGCACCUACGCGCCAAGCUAUCACCUUGAAAGGAUCUACAAAUCUAGUAACAGAAUUCUUCAAAUAUGCUGCCAACACGAUUCUUUUCCAGCGUGGAGUAUACCCUUCAGAUGACUUCCACAUGGUGAAGAAGUAUGGUCAGACUGUUUUGGUGACCCAGGACCUCGCUCUGGAGAACUACUUGGACCGAAUCCUGAAGCAAGUAAACAGAUCAGUCACGCAACUCGUUCUAGCAAUUAUAUCAAAGGACACGCGCACGCCACUUGAACGAUGGGUGUUUGAUAUCAACUUAGUUGAACAGCCUUCUGAUUCUACUUCCACUGAGCCUGCACCACCCAAACCUGAGGCGGAGAUUCAAGCAGAGAUCCGCUACAUCCUUAAGCAAAUCGUCUCUACUGUCACCUUCCUUCCGAUCAUUGACGAACCCACCGUUUUCAACAUCCUUGCAUACACACAUGAGUCUGUCGAUAUACCCGCGGACGAGUGGGUAGACACCGACCCUCUCGCUAUCGAGGCUAGUAAAAGUCAACAGGUAAAGUUGAGGAGCUUCAGCACAGAUGUGCAUCGUAUAGAGGCGAUGGUAGCUUAUAGGUAUGAUGGUUGA
Molecule: messenger RNA, 618 nt
Organism: Serpula lacrymans var. lacrymans S7.9
Lineage: Eukaryota; Fungi; Basidiomycota; Agaricomycetes; Boletales; Serpulaceae
Exons: 5
Coding region: 1-618 (205 amino acids)
Biological process (GO): mitotic spindle assembly checkpoint signaling
Cellular component (GO): kinetochore; cytoplasm; nucleoplasm
Source: RefSeq, a predicted model, not a curated record